This is a messenger RNA of Oryzias latipes (Japanese medaka), 2275 nucleotides long. It is a transcript of the gene cap2, whose product is annotated as cyclase associated actin cytoskeleton regulatory protein 2. The record is from RefSeq and is a predicted model, not a curated record. NCBI's taxonomy places the organism in Eukaryota, Metazoa, Chordata, Actinopteri, Beloniformes, Adrianichthyidae. Gene Ontology annotation, biological process: actin filament organization; cell morphogenesis; cytoskeleton organization. Gene Ontology annotation, molecular function: actin binding; adenylate cyclase binding. Gene Ontology annotation, cellular component: cytoplasm.
UGGCAGUCUGGUGCGUCAUGGAGGAGGUUCUGCUGGACUGACUGAACCACGCUCAGCUGCGGACUUUCCUGACCCUUGCCGUUUUGCUUGAGCCAUUCAGGACAUCCCGGAAGAGGGUUCCUCGGUGCCGCGGAGCAGAGGAGAAGAUCGGAACCGACAGUACGUGAAGUUUCAGCCGGCGACACAACACCAGAGCGCAGAGCGAGACGCGCAACUUUCUCACGGACCAUUUUGGGGGCCCAGAGAAGGGAGGUUUGCACCAUGGAGGACUUAAUUCAGCGGCUGGAGCAAGCCGUGACUCGGCUGGAGCAUGUGUCCACCUCAAUGCAAGAUUCUAACACCAUGACUAAUGGGACAUGUGUCAACGGCCUGGAUCAAGCAGUGUCUCACUUUGAUGUGCUGCUGGGGGGUCCAGUGUCCGACUAUCUAAAGUACAGCCGAGCCAUCGGAAGAGAAGUGGAGAAACAUGCAGAGAUGGUAAAGACAGCGCUGCAGACUGAGAGAACCUUCCUCAAGAUGGCUGCCACACACCAGGAACCAGCAAAGACAGAGCUCCAAGACCUGCUGAAGCCCAUAUCGGAUCACAUCCAGGAGAUCCAGAAUUUCAGAGAACAAAACCGUGGCAGCUGCCUCUUCAACCACCUCUCAGCUGUCAGUGAGAGCAUUCCCGCUCUGGGCUGGGUGGCUGUGAGUCAAAAGCCUGGUCCGUAUGUGAAGGAGAUGAACGAUGCCGCCAUCUUUUACACCAACAGAGUUCUGAAGGACUACAAGGAGAUUGACAAACGUCAUGUGGACUGGGUGCACUCCUACCUGUUAAUCUGGACUGAGAUGCAAUCCUUCAUUAAACAGCAUCAUACGACGGGGCUGGUGUGGAGCAAAACUGGCCCCAUUGCUCCAACUUCCAUUUUAGACUUCACCUCACCCUGCCCUCCCCCACCUCCUCCUCCUCCCCCCGGCCCACCUCCAGUCCUCAGCGACGAUGACGGCAAGCCUCAUGGGGACGGUGCUGCGGCUCAGCAUUCAGAAUUAUUCGCCCAACUCAACCAAGGAGUAGGGAUCACUAAAGGUCUAAAGCACGUGAAAGACGAGCAGAAGACUCAUAAGAACCCAAAUCUGAAGGGUCAAGCAUCGCCAACUACAAGCAACACCCCCUCUCCUGCAAAUCCCUCCACAGCAACCAUCCACAAAAGAUCUCCCCUGCUUGAGCUGGAGGGAAAGAAGUGGAGAGUGGAACAUUUUGAGCAGAAACAUGAUUUGGUGAUCGAGGAGACCGAGCUUAAACAGGUGGUGUAUGUGUUCAGCUGUAACAACACCACUCUGCAGGUUAAGGGUAAAAUCAACUCCAUCAUUGUAGAUAACUGUAAGAAGCUGGGUCUAGUUUUUGAGAAUGCUGUUGGAAUUGUAGAGAUAAUCAACUCCAACGCUGUUCAGUUACAGGUGUUGGGAACGGUUCCCACUAUUUCCAUUAACAAGACGGAGGGCUGCCAGGUGUACUUGAGUAAAGAGGCUCUGAACUGUGACAUAGUCAGCGCCAAAAGCUCCGAGAUGAACAUCCUGAUACCAGAAGGGGAGGACGAUUAUAGGGAGUUUCCGGUCCCAGAGCAGUUCAAGACCGUCUGGGAUGGAUCCAAACUGGUGACGGAGCCCACAGAGAUCGCAGGCUGACUGGAAAUAACAUGAAAGUUUAACUUAAACACCAAAUAAAAAAAUAAAAAAAGCAAAGGAAGUAGGAACUGCAUUAGCUGAAUGUGUGGAUACUAGAUUAGUGUGUCUAUGUAAGGUUUUAACAAUAUCCUUACAAACGCUAUACAUCAUUCAGUGCCAUAGAAUGUAUAGGCAUUUAGGGAAUUAAAACAUUUAAAAGAAAUAAAACAUUUCUGAUUAUUAGUCAAGCGUAUGUUCCUACACACGACUUUUUUUCCAUUUUGAAUUUAGUCAUCUGUUUAUUAAUGUGUUAAAAAAGACUGAAAUGUUUUACUGUACGGACAGCACUGUUGUGUUUUACUUUCCUAACUGAAGUUCAGCAUGAAACGGGCUGCAGACAUCAGAUCAACUCACAGCAGUUCCAAAAAUCCUUUAUUUUGAAUGAUCAAAAAUAAGCACAUAGGUUGGGCAGAUUCUUUAAAACCAUUUCUAGUUUGCAAUAAAAAUGUAAACUCAAAACCUGAGUUCUGAUUUAUUAUGAUCUAAUUUUGCAUGGCAAACUGAAUGUACCCCCUCAGUGCUCUGAAGCACAGUUGGUCCACAUUUUAUGGAAUUAAAUCCACUUCUAGAA